This is a messenger RNA of Paramuricea clavata, 3530 nucleotides long. Lineage: Eukaryota; Metazoa; Cnidaria; Anthozoa; Malacalcyonacea; Plexauridae. The record is from the annotation of a GenBank genome assembly.
AUAGCCACAAAAUCUCAGAAAAACCAAGAGAUAGCUCGGGGAUUACAAGAUACAGGUCAGCCAAUAAGCCGAUUUUUUUCCAAGAAAAAAGUGAAACGCGAAAAGCAGGCCUUAAAAUAUGAGACAGAGAACCGUCUGACAAAUAUCCAAUGCCGAUGGGUCGGACAUAUUGUGAUAUGACUGAUAUCGGAUGGAUGCCCAAUGACUUUGAGUUUCAGUUUGGCUUGGAAAUAUGUAUGAAUAUCAGUACAAUUUGGAAAAGUACAAUCUGAAUCUUGGUAAAAAUCCGCGGUGAAAAUCCUGCACUUAGUUACACAUUUCCAGUUCAUUGUUUAUACUGAUAGGGCUUAAAAUAAUGGGAGAUAGGUCUCCGGUCAAAAUGAUCGGUCAACUUGAUUUUUGCUCGGUCAAAAUCUGUUUUUGACCGGUCAUUGAUACGUUUACAUGCAGUUACACUAACGUUAAGUGAAACAAACUAUUAGAAACUUGUUUCGACACAUCAUAGUUUCAUGUUUUAAUUCAAGACGUCCGCAAUCACAUUGGAAGGCAUGAAAAUGUGGCCAGUCAGAAUGACCGGGAGAGGUAAAAAAGUGACCCUGAGUGAGGCUUCUGGUCUUAUUUUCUAUUCUGUGCAGCAAGUGUCACCAUGGAUAAUAAAAUAAAUGGAUUGGAAACUUCUGACGUCAUUGACUGCAUCCUUGUUAAAAAACGUGACGUCACGCGUAUUGCGAAUGUUACCAAAGUUCUCGGCAUUUUUGUUGUUUUGCUAUAUUUUCCACUUUAAAAGAGUGAUCUUGAAGCGUAAACUGGUCUAAUUGUUUUAAAAACAUGCCUAAGCCACGACAAAGUAUUCAAGGUAAAUGUUUUUCGUCUUUGUUUUGUAUUUUUUUACAUUUGUAGGUACGAUAUUGGCGUCACAAAUUUUUGCGAAAUUUGCGAUGUAUUUUUCACUGUUUAGUGCUUGAAAUAUUUGCUAAAAUUGACUGGGAAUACUUAGAGUUUUCAUCGUAGAAUGGCGUGGUUACAUUUAUUUGCUCUUUGACUAAAAUGUUUAGCUGUAUUAUUGCUAAACAUGCCGUUUUUGAGAAUUUGGUUUUCAACUAGGUCACAGAAUAGGAAGUUAUACCAGAAGCGUAACUCUCGUCGUUUCCCUUAUUGUUUGACGUCCACGAAAAUUUUAACUCGCUCACGUCAGGCCACGCCAUCCUGGCUAGUACAGCCGGAAGUUUUUAUCAGGAUUUGGUAGGUACAAAGUGCCGGUUGUACUAGCCAGGAUGGCGUGAUUGAUGACGAAUAGCUUGUAAAAACGCGGACAAAUAUUUGCUCGAGUUACGCUUCUGGUAUAACUUCCUAUUCUGUGACUAGGUUGAGGCACCCAGCCACGCCAUCAAUCCCAGUAAAAACAUUAGGUCACGUCAGCUAGUUUCAUAUCCAUUUAUUUUAUUAUCCAUGGUGUCACACACGUCAUCUAGCGUGCGAAAUUCGUGAUCCGCAAGGCGAAAAUCGCGGACACGAAAAUGUUAGGAAAGGAUAUACAGUGAGGCUUCUGGUCCAUUUUCUUUUCUGUGCAGCAAGUGUCACACACGUCAUCUAGCGUGCGCAAUUCGUGAUCCGCAAGGCGAAAAUCGCGGACACGAAAAUGUUAAGGAAAGGUGUACAGUGAGGCUUCUGGUCUAUUAUAUAUUCUAUGAUACUACACAGAAGUCCACCCCCAUUGUUUUUUGCGUAAGCGUUAUUCGUCAUGAUUCGUCACUCAGCAAGUACCGUAAACAGGAGCAGUCACCCCCCUGGACGUUCGCCAUUUUUAGUAUUUCCAGGGGGGACUGCUUCUGUCUACGGUACUUGCUGAGUGACGAAUCAUGACGAAUAGCGCUUACGCUAAAAACCAUAGAUUAAGUAAGGAUAUAUACUUCAUCUGUGCUAAAAACAAUGGAGAUGGACUUCUGUAGUAUUCUGUGCUCUAGUCCUGGACUAGGGUACAUUUUGAUUUACGUCGGACAAAGUUACAGCUACGGGUAUAGGUCGCACAUCAAUCACUCGGAUCGGACAAACAAUAAACCUCAGUUUCACGUCUUAGGUCGGACUGAAUGUCUGGUGGUUUUCUCUAUACGACGGACAAUAGUGAGCUUAAGCAAGUGACGUUUUUGACAACACGAACGGCAUGAGUAACGUCAGAAGACUGGGUCAAGGACUGUGAUUGGUGAAAAACGUCAACUUUACUUCCGGUCGACGUCCGUGUUGUCAAAAACGUCACUUGCUUAAGCUCACUAAUUUCGUCACGGACCUGACGGAUUUUAAGGCCUGCGAAAAGUAUUAGCUGUUUUACGAAAUCUGAACUGAAAAUUAAUUUGCGUUUUUGACAUGUCUAGAACGUAGAGCGAGUGUUGUUUUUGCUGAAACAAUUACGAUGCUUUACGAAGAUGUCGCAAGGAUUGUUGAAGCUCAUCAGCCACUGGUAGAGACUUAUUACGGUAGUUUUUUAUCCGUACAUUUUAUUAUAUGCCAAGUCCUGUUAACAACUUGUAACAACUUUGUUGAUAUUAUUAGACUUGUUGCAAGGUUGUUCCAAUAAAUCUGAUACAGUCAUUAGCCUAUAUAACAAAAUACAACCUUGUGUCGUCAACGUUGUAACAUUCUUGUUAUAUCAUGACUGUAUCGGACUUGUUUGAACAACCUUGUAACAAGUCUGAUAAUGCCACCAAGCUUGUUACAAGUUGUUAACAGCUUGUUUCAAACUUGUUACAACAAACUGGGAACAAGCAGUGCGAACACAACUUGUCAACGGCUUGUGAAUAGAUUUGUAACAACUUGUUUGCAGACCUGUAACAACUUGUGCGUUUUUACGUGUGUAAGCGAAGCGUGCAUCCAGAUCACCUUUGCGAGCGCGUGUAUACACGAGUAUGCUAACACAAGUAAAAACUCACAAGUUGUAACAAACCUGCAGCAGAUUUGUAGCAAUGCUGUUCCAACAACUUGUCAACAGAAUGCGUUCGCACUCCUUGUUCCUAGCUUGUUGACAAGUUUGUCAACGGCUUGUUGAUAACUUGCUACAAGGUUGUUGAAAAGUCAAUUUGUUCUGUAGGACCUGGCCAUAUCUUUCCUCUUCUGAAAAAGCUGCAGGUUUGUGUGAAUCAUAUAUACUGAGAAAAAACAGUUUCAAAUUCAUAAAAUUCGUUGGCUCGAGCGGGAUUUGAACUCGCAUCUUCGGGUAUCUAGACCACCGCUCUACCCAUUGAGCUAUCGAGUCAACGGGGAUUGGUAGCGAGUCUUAUCCAAUUUAAGUGCACGAAAUAUUUUCGUGACAACUUAACGCUUGUCUUAGAGGACGCGCAGUGUUCAGAAAAUCUUAGAACAUUGGGUUUCAACUCUCAAUUUCCAGACAUUAUAACUAAAUAUUUCAUAUGUAUUAACAUACUUCAUUGUACGUUCAUUUACUGCAGCAAGAAUGCGACAGACAGGCUGAAGCAAUCACAAACCAAUUUACAAAUAAGAGAGAUUUUUAUGCAAAGGUAGGUUGUAGCAUUGAUUGA